Elgaria multicarinata webbii is the source of this 1583-nucleotide messenger RNA. RefSeq names its product serine/threonine kinase receptor associated protein (gene STRAP). The record is from RefSeq and is a predicted model, not a curated record. Gene Ontology annotation, biological process: spliceosomal snRNP assembly. The transcript has 10 exons. NCBI's taxonomy places the organism in Eukaryota, Metazoa, Chordata, Lepidosauria, Squamata, Anguidae. Bases 46 to 1128 code for a protein of 360 amino acids. Gene Ontology annotation, molecular function: RNA binding; protein binding. Gene Ontology annotation, cellular component: SMN complex.
AGCCGUCGCUCCGGCCUCCGUGCUUCUUCCUCCCCGCCCGCCGCCAUGGCGAUGAGACAGACCCCGUUGACGUGCUCGGGCCACACGCGGCCCGUGGUGGAUUUGGCCUUCAGCGGCAUCACCCCCUUCGGCUACUUCCUCAUCAGUGCCUGCAAGGAUGGUAAACCUAUGCUUCGCCAGGGUGACACAGGAGAUUGGAUUGGAACAUUUCUUGGUCACAAGGGAGCUGUCUGGGGUGCCACUUUGAAUAGGGAUGCCACUAAAGCAGCUACAGCCGCUGCAGAUUUCACCGCCAAAGUGUGGGAUGGUAUUUCAGGGGAUGAAUUAAUCACCUUGGCUCACAAACACAUUGUCAAAUCUGUGGAUUUCACUGAGGACAGCAAUUACCUGUUGACGGGUGGACAAGAUAAACUGUUGCGUAUCUAUGAUUUAAGCAAGCCAGAAGCAGAACCUCAAGUGGUCAGUGGCCACACAUCUGGUAUUAAAAAGGCUCUGUGGAGCAGUGAUGACACACAGAUCCUUUCAGCAGAUGAUAAAACUGUCAGACUCUGGGACAGAAAUACAUUGACAGAAGUGAAGGCAAUAAAUGUUGCCAUGUCUGUGAGCAGCAUGGAAUAUAUUCCAGAAGGGGAGUUAAUAGUGAUCACCUAUGGAAGGACCAUUGCAUUUCAUAGUGCAGAAACGCUGGAACAGAUUAAAGCAUUUGAGGCUCCUGCAACAAUCAAUUCUGCAUCCCUUCACCCUGAGAAAGAGUGUUUAGUUGCAGGUGGUGAAGAUUUUAAACUUUAUAAGUAUGAUUAUAAUACUGGUGAAGAACUAGAAUCUUACAAGGGGCACUUUGGACCCAUUCACUGUGUCAGAUUUAGCCCAGAUGGAGAGUUGUAUGCUAGUGGCUCUGAGGAUGGAACGCUAAGACUGUGGCAGACAACAGUAGGGAAAACAUAUGGUCUCUGGAAAUGUGUGAUUCCUGAAGAAGAAGAACUGACUAAACCAAAGGUCAACCUACCAGGAACUGCGGAAGAAGAUCUAGGUAAUGAGCUGGCAGCUGUGAUGGAGUCUGGUCAAAAAGACCUUGGCUCUGAAAAUUCAGAUUCCAUCUACAGCACAACUCCUGAAGUUAAGGCUUGAGCUUCACAGCUAUUAAUGACAACACAUGGACAUUUUGAGACUAAAUCAAGAAAGCAGUGGUAACGCAGCAGCCUCCUGGAGUGCAGACUGUACCUAAGGCAAAGAGGGGCGGUGAUGGAUAAGAAUGCAUUGGAACUGUUUGUCAAGAGUUGAGAGUAUUGAAUGGGACAAGCAGUAACGGUUUUUGCUGUCUUCAAGCACCACUGCCUGUUGUAUGUCUGAAUGUAACAUGGCAGCUGAGACAAAAGUUUCUCCAACUCCAGUUAACUCAUUGUAGUGUUUAUUACUGAGGAGAAAGGUAAUGGCUUCUAGUAGAGUGUAUUUUCUGAAAGUGGGAAGAGUUGGCAAAAGAUGGGGUUAUGUGGUAAAACAACUGACUUUUGUUUUUUCUUUUGUUGUACUUCGCUUCUGAAUAUCUGUUUCAACCAUCUAAAUAAAAUGCCUCUACAACAACA